Messenger RNA from Rubroshorea leprosula, 1083 nucleotides. NCBI's taxonomy places the organism in Eukaryota, Viridiplantae, Streptophyta, Magnoliopsida, Malvales, Dipterocarpaceae. The record is from the annotation of a GenBank genome assembly.
CCAGACUUCCAGUAGAAGCAGGAAGACAGUCGGGUGAAGUGAUGGGGUGGACAACACGAUUCCUAACUGCGGUGGCUUUCCUGGCCAUCGGAGUGAUCUUCUCUCCUGAGAUCUUCGGAUCCGAUGGCUCGGGUUCGCUGAAGCUGUCGACCUACUUGAAGCUUGCUCAUCUCCUUAGCUUCUCCACAGCUUGGGGUGCGGCUCUCUGGGUCACAUUCAUCGGCGGUAUCAUCAUGUACAAGAAUUUGCCAAGGCAUCAAUUUGGAAAUCUGCAAAGCAAAAUGUUUCCAGCCUAUUUCUCCAUGGUGGGGAUAUGUUGUGCCAUUUCUAUGGUGUCAUUUGGAUAUCUGCAUCCAUGGAAGUCUUCAUCUACAGCAGAGAAGUACCAGCUUGGCUUCCUAGCUUCGGCACUUGCGUUUAACCUCACCAAUUUGUUUGUUUUUACACCCAUGACAAUCGAGAUGAUGAAGCAAAGGCACAAGGUGGAAAAAGAAGAGAACAUUGGGGAGGAAAUUGGGCGGUCAAAGAACACGGAAGUUGCAAAGGUGAAUCCAAAGCUUGCCGCCAUGAACAAGAAAUUUGGAAUGAUCCAUGGGUUAUCCUCCCUUGCUAAUAUUAUGGCCUUUGGCAGUCUUGCCAUGCACUCAUGGUAUCUAGCAGGUAAUCUCAAUCUGUAAUUUUCGUAUUUCUGUUUUUAGGGGAAGUUUGGCUUCUGCUAUCAGGGAUAUAUAUUCUUCAGAUUAGACCUUUCAAAUUAUCUAAAAAAUGUAAAAUCAAACAUAUGUUAAUCAAAUGAUUUGUCUCUUGAGUUUAUUUCUAAAAUAAAUCAUAAAAACAUCUUUUCACUACUAAGAAAUCAGAGGUAUUCUUAGUAUUUACGCAUCUUAAUUGACCCAAACACGUUCCUUCUCAAUGUUCAUUUUCUCUUCCUUGUUUCUUGUAAAUCUGUAAAUCAUGCUAGGUAAACUUGAUGUCAUACUUUCGUUUCUUUGUCAAAUUUCUCUCUUUUGCCAACCACAUUACUCAGCGCAUCAUGUUACAUCUCUUAUUUGGUUUAAAAGAGAAUAGACAUAUACCGGCUCA